AUGCAGUGCGGCAGGACAGGGUCGCUGCUCGUCCUCUUGUCGCUGCUCGCGGGCGUACUCUUUGUGGCCUCCUCCGCCUCCUCCUUCGCCAUUGACAAUAUUCGGGACCUGAAGGGUCUCAACGCCACCAGCCCUGACGCGGAGAACUGGUGCAUUGGCGCCAACGGCAUCGUGCUGUGCGGCUCGUUGCGUGUGGCGGGCGCCAUCGACUACCUCGCGUGGAACGGCAUGCAGUUCAUCAACGCCGCCGACCACGGGCGCGAGCUGCAAUACGCCAUCAGCAACCAGUACGGCGAGUGUUACAACCCGACCGAGGCCGGCUCUAUGAACGACGGCGCUGGGCCGACGACAUCGUCGGUACUGCUCGGCGCCAACACCAACGGCAACAUCUACCGCACAGUCAGCAAGCCCGCGUUCUGGAUCGCACCGGGCCAGCGGGACCCGAACGGCGGCUGCAUCGGAGUGAAUCCGACGGUGGUGAGCAGGUUCAUCACGUCCAAGCAGGUGAACAUCGGAGCCUACGGCCAGUGGAACGCCAUCCAGUAUCUGCUCUCCUCCUAUGUCCCUGAGCCUCAAUCCUUCAUCCAGUAUGAGGCCCCGACGGGCUACAUGCCGCCGAGCUUCAACACGUUCUUCAUCAUCAAUCUGGACUCGGGCCAGCUCAUGCGAGUGGGUCCCAACACUGCUGAGACGACCGAGCCAGUCAUCAUCUCCACGGCCGACGGAACCCAUGCCAUGGGCGCCUACCUGGCACGCGCGCCUCAAUCCACCUAUGCGCACUACGCGCGCUUCUACUUUGCGGGCUACACGGCCAAGUGGAGCGUGGUCUACCGUCAGUGGGGCGCUGGCGUGGGCACACUGAGCUUUCAGAGCAUCAUCUGCGUGGGCUCCCUGGCUGAAGUGCAGGGCUGCAUGGUCAAUGUGGCGCGCCAGUCAGGCUACAUCCACUGCACGCAUCCUGGCUGCUGA
Messenger RNA from Acanthamoeba castellanii str. Neff, 969 nucleotides. RefSeq lists its product as uncharacterized. The coding region runs from base 1 to 969 and encodes 322 amino acids. NCBI's taxonomy places the organism in Eukaryota, Discosea, Longamoebia, Acanthamoebidae. The transcript is spliced from 3 exons. The record is from RefSeq and is a predicted model, not a curated record.